Eptesicus fuscus (big brown bat) is the source of this 1236-nucleotide messenger RNA. It is a transcript of the gene METTL1, whose product is annotated as methyltransferase 1, tRNA methylguanosine. The transcript has 6 exons. NCBI's taxonomy places the organism in Eukaryota, Metazoa, Chordata, Mammalia, Chiroptera, Vespertilionidae. Gene Ontology annotation, molecular function: tRNA (guanine(46)-N7)-methyltransferase activity. Bases 55 to 888 code for a protein of 277 amino acids. Gene Ontology annotation, cellular component: tRNA methyltransferase complex. Gene Ontology annotation, biological process: RNA (guanine-N7)-methylation; tRNA methylation. The record is from RefSeq and is a predicted model, not a curated record.
GCCGCGGGCCGCGGGCCCCACGUGGGUUCAGUAGAGACACUCGGGCCGGGGAUCAUGGCGGGAGCCGAGGCUGGGGACGCGGCCGGAGCCCAGGCCCCGCAGCCGCAGAAGCGCUACUAUCGGCAGCGCGCUCACUCCAACCCCAUGGCGGACCACACGCUGCGCUACCCUGUGAAGCCAGAGGAGAUGGAUUGGUCUGAGCUAUAUCCAGAAUUCUUCGCUCCACUGACUCAAAAUCAGAGCCACGAUGACCCAAAGGAUAAGAAAGAAAAGAGAGCUCAAGCCCAAGUGGAAUUUGCAGACAUAGGCUGUGGCUAUGGUGGCCUGUUAGUGGAACUGUCACCGCUGUUCCCAGACACACUGAUUCUGGGUCUGGAGAUCCGGGUAAAGGUCUCAGACUAUGUACAGGAUCGGAUUCGAGCCCUACGAGCAGCUCCUGGAGGUGGCUUCCAGAACAUCGCCUGUCUCCGUAGCAACGCCAUGAAACACCUUCCUAACUUCUUCUACAAGGGCCAGCUGACAAAGAUGUUCUUCCUCUUCCCUGACCCACAUUUCAAGCGGACGAAGCACAAGUGGCGAAUCAUCAGUCCCACACUACUGGCAGAAUAUGCCUACGUGCUGAGAGUUGGGGGGCUGGUAUAUACUAUAACUGAUGUGCUGGAGCUACAUGAAUGGAUGUGUACCCAUUUUGAAGGGCACCCCCUAUUUGAGCGUGUGCCUCUGGAAGAGCUGAGUGAAGACCCUAUUGUGGGACAUUUGGGCACCUCAACUGAGGAGGGAAAGAAAGUUCUACGCAAUGGAGGAAAGAAUUUCCCUGCCAUCUUCCGAAGAAUACAGGAUCCCACCCUCCAGGUGGUGACCCCCAAUCCUACCCCUCCUGGUCACUGACUGCUUACCUUGCUUCAUCUGGACUCCAUCUUCCAGGAACUAGAAAGGAGAUCAACCCCCUGGACCUUCCCAGCUGAGACUGCUGGGGCUUUGGGGCAACAAUCUCUCAAAGAAGUUUUCACUACUACCCUUGCCUCUUACCUUCCUGCCCCUCCAUUGCCAACAGAAAGUAGAAGAAGCUGACUGGGAAGGUCAGAAGACCUUGAACCAGUAGGGAUAUUUGGGAGGGUUGGGGUCUUGUUCCUCCUUAGCACUUCCUUCUCCCUCUGGGAUCUCUCCUCAGCUGGAGUGAGGAAUGCAAUUCUCCAGUGUCCAUCUAAACAGCCUGCUAAGUUCAAAUCACCUGUC